AUGCUGGGCUUGAUGCGCGAGCAGAUGGCCCCCCUGGACGUGGGCGCUCCGCCUCAGCAGGCCAUCCUCUCGUACUGGUCGGAGGUCUCGCGCCCCAUGGUGUGCCUGCAGCCGUCGAAGACGGAGGCUUGCGACGAUGGGCCUCGUGUCGACAGCCCGCUGAAUCCGUGGCUGGCGUCUCUGCUACAGGCCCGCCGAGCGCGGAUGGCACCCUGCCGGCGCCUGCUCACGUUGGGCUACGACCUGUGGGCGUUUGUGGUCCGCUGCACCACGAGGGCGCUGGACCUAGAGAGGCUAGAUCUUCCUUCAGUUGGUGCACCCAGGAAGGCAGGAUCGCCGAGCGAGUUCGCAGGCUGGCCCGCCCCGUGCAGCGCCGAGCCGCACUCCUGGUCGAGACUAUUGGCGAUUGCCCCUUCAGCAUCUGGCUCCGUUCGUGGAGAGGAGCGGGCGACCAGUGUUCCUGGAAGUGUUCAGCGUGUCGGGCCACCUCUCAGCGGCGUGGCGGCGUGUGAGCCGCGGUGGAGUUGUGGCCUUUGA
Prorocentrum cordatum is the source of this 537-nucleotide messenger RNA. The record is from the annotation of a GenBank genome assembly. NCBI's taxonomy places the organism in Eukaryota, Dinophyceae, Prorocentrales, Prorocentraceae.